Siniperca chuatsi (mandarin fish) is the source of this 14697-nucleotide messenger RNA. RefSeq names its product A kinase (PRKA) anchor protein 6 (gene akap6). Lineage: Eukaryota; Metazoa; Chordata; Actinopteri; Centrarchiformes; Sinipercidae. Gene Ontology annotation, molecular function: transmembrane transporter binding; protein kinase A binding. The transcript has 26 exons. Bases 3041 to 11086 code for a protein of 2681 amino acids. The record is from RefSeq and is a predicted model, not a curated record. Gene Ontology annotation, cellular component: perinuclear region of cytoplasm; sarcoplasmic reticulum.
GUUCAGGAGUUACAAUCUGUAGCUCUUCAAAUAUUACACUUGUGCUUUUCCAAUGCCUUUGCUCCAGGACAACUUCCUUGAUUUUACACAAACAUAUAUAGCAAGAACAUAUAACAUUAGCCCCCAUCAAGCAUCACUAACAGCUUCAUACUGGAAGAAACAAUCGACGGAUUUAAAACGUUUAAACUUAAAUGACGGGGGUUUAUGCACGCCGAUUUUAUCAGUGGAGCUAAUCAAUUUUGGCAAAUACUUUCUUAACCUUAUGCCACAAUCUUGGUGGUUAGUAUGUUUGGUAACUCGGAAUAGACACUUUACUGAACGUUGUUUGGCUUGCAGUAUUGUCCCAGAGAACCUGGACCUGCUGGGCUGUGGAGUUCAGGAAACAUCACGGUUCUGUUCUUCCUCUGCACUUCCUGGAGUCACCAGUUGGGGGCGUCGAUGGCCUCCCGUCCUCCCUGCGCAGAGUUUUCUCCUCCGGCACAGAAAAAGAGAGAGCAGCUGCUUCUCACCUCCCAGCCUUUGCUCUGUCAUCCCCCUCCUCCCCCUCCUCCCUCAGGAAGGGGAGCACCACACCCUGUCGGCCAAUCAGAGCUCAGCUCCACCUUCUCCAUCACAUCAUCUCAGUUUCCAAGGAAGAGAAGAAGAGGGUAACGAGAUGGACUAAAGGAGAAGAAGAAGAGAGAUGUGACACAACUGAACAAACAUCUGAAAAAACCCCAACAACAAAUUGAACCUACAUGAAGGAGGCCUUGUAAUGCAGAUACAUCCAAAGAAGAAGACGGGCCUACUGGAAUAAUCACCAAAACAUGUACUAAGGAUGUCCCCAGAGCCAACCCUAAGGAUCGGUAUCGGUGCCGGUCCGGGCUUAUUUUAGUGGAUUGGUACCAGCUAAAAAAAAAAAGUUGCUCCAACAGAGUGAGACCUCUUCUCUCGAGCGUCACGUCAAUUUCAGGAGUCAGAACCUCCCAGUUAAACUUUCAUUCAUAUCAUGUCUCAAUAAUUUAAGCUUAUCAACUUAAUAGUUUUGAACCAGGAUGUCCAGUAUUUGGAAACAGUAGCUCGUGAAAAAUAAGGUGUGCCAAAGUCAGUAGGAUACAGCUGUUAUUUCAAUGUGCCAGAUACAUGUUUGAUUAGCAUCGCAUAUCUUACGCUGCUUUGUAAAUAAAUAAAUAAAGAUCAGAUACCCAAUAUUAAGGUGUCAUAAUGUGACAUAGCCUCGGUGUGCAACUUAAGUCACAUGAUAGCAGGUGGUCAUAUAUGGCAGGGGGAUUGAAACUCCUGUCUCUGGUGCUCGACGUGAAUGGCCUCCUUGGUCUUUAUUGUCUUGUUCGUCAGCGUGUUCGUGCUUCACUCAAUCAAACCAGUGAAAAUAAAGUUGCAGCCUCAUCCCUCUCUCACCCCUGUCCUCAGCUGAACUGGGCUGAACUGGGUUACCAUCAUUAAUCCUGUCAGGCAGGUUGAGUUUAUCACGGACUGCUUUUCGUUCUGCUGCUCUACUGACAUCAUUUCUCUGCUUCGCUGCUGCCUCUGCUGCUAAUGCUGAUCAAUACAGAGCCUGAGUCACCCCCGCACUGCAACACACUGACUGCUGCUGGUUAAUGGGUCACUCUGUGUGUGUGUGUGUGUGUGUGUGUGUGAUAGAGAGAGAAAGAGAUUUCACACAGAUAAAAUCGUAUUUGGCAGAAAAACCAGCCAACGCAUUGCAUUCUUCUUUUUUUUUUUUAAGAAUAUUUUUUUGGGCUUUUUGCCUUUAUUUGAUAGGAACAGCUGAAGAGAAACAGGAAAUGUGGGAGAGGGGGUGGCGUCGGGGUGACAUGCAGCAAGUGACAUGCAACAAAUUGCAUUCUUUGAAGAUGUGGACGUGGAAAUCAGAGGAAGACACACAUUCAUACAUACGGCUCUCAUAUACGUUUGAGAUUAUUUGAGAAUUUAACAGUUAAAUUCAACCACUACUUUUAUUUUUGUUUUUUGUGAAUGUUAAAUCUUUGUUUUGCUCUGCUGAACAAUAAGGCCAGACUGCAAACACGACUAUAUUCAGAUUUUUUUUAUUUGAUUUAUAUUUUGGCAUCAUGGCUUCAGAGCUAAUCUAUUUUUUAUUUAGACUGUGCAAAGUAACUACUGUGAACAUCUCCAACUUUUAAUAUGUAAAUAAAAAAGUGCCCUGUUCCACUAUACCAGGGAUCAUUACUGGAAAUAGGCAUUAUUAAGUAGGACGUAUUUUUCUAUUUAGUCUCUAUUUAUGUUGUAUAUGUGUGCCACAUUUUAUUCAUUAGUUUAUUUUAGUUGAAAAAAUUAAAUUACUUUAUCAGAUAAAAUAACACGCCAUCACUACUAGGUUCAUGUGCCUAUAUAUAUAUAUAUUUUAAUAAAACAUUCCUGAUUUGAAGCUGCAUCCUUUUUUGCACAACUGAUGUUUAUCUUAACUUUUUCAUUUUUCUUAGUAUUAUUUUUCCCCGGAACUGCUCUCUGUUAUGUCUUUAUGUUGGUAUGAAAUUCAUGCUGAAACCUGCAGACAGGCUGAACUGGGAGCUGGAUGCAUAUUUUAUUCAGAGAAAAGAGGAUAUGAAUAAAACAUUUUAUUUGUCUGUUCGCUGCGUCUGCCGGUGCUUAAAGGGAUUUAAAGCUACAGCUGAGAUGAAGGGGAGGAGACACACCCACAUGGACAGUGUGUGUGCGGUGCCAUGCUGUGACAGCCUGCAUGUCUGAGAGAAUAACAGUGGAGGGAGAGCUACAGCGUGAGAAAACAAAGUAGUGUCUGGGAGUUCAAAAAAAAAAAAGAAGCGAGAGGUUUUGUCCCUUUCAUGCAGACAGAAGGAAGAGUGGCGGAGAUAAACAGUGACAGAAAAAGAGGAAGAGUUUGUUGUCAUCCGACCACAUCCGUUUGAUCUCCUGCCUCCACAUAUGGAACAGUGUGGAUGACUCCAUCUGGUUUUAGAAUAUGGGAUUAUUAUGUCGUGCAAGGGAAGAUGGAGAGUUUACUCCAAUGAGGCUCGUCCACCCACAUUAGGAAUCCUGUACUUCUCGCUCCCUCUCUGACACUAUGAGCAUCGUAGCUCUCUCACCCGUGGCCCCUGAGCCGCCGUCCCCGAUGGUCACCUCCAUCACCCCCGUCACCCCGACCCUGGACCCUGACACCUCCACCUCCCCCACCGCUGUCUCCACCGAUCCUCUCAGCCUGGACGUGGAGCAUCAGUCCCAGGACGGGGCCUCCUCGCCCAGCUCCGGCCCCAGUCGAGGCAGCCUCACUGGGGGAGGACCUCACCUGGGGCGAGACCCUUCCCAGAGGUCAAAGAAACCUCCGCCGCUCCACACUGGAGCCGACUGGAAGGUCGUCCUCCAUCUACCAGAGAUUGAGACGUGGCUGAGAGUGACCAGCGACAGAGUCACACAGCUCACACACUCUGUGGGACAAGACAGCGACAACAGACACGUGGACGUCCACCUGGUGCAGCUCAAGGACAUCUGUGAGGACAUCUCGGACCAUGUGGAGCAGAUUCAUGCCCUGCUGGAGACCGAGUUCUCCCUGAAACUGCUGUCCUACUCUGUCAACAUUAUCGUUGACAUCAGGACGGUGCAGCUGCUGUGGCACCAGCUGAGAGUCUCAGUUCUGGUCCUGAAGGAGCGUCUGCUGCAGGGCCUGCAGGACUCCAACGGAAACUACACUCGCCAGACCGACAUCCUGCAAGCCUUCAGCGAGGACCAGCACCAGACUCGUCUGGACGCUCUGACGGAGGUGGACGACUGUGGUCAGCUGACCAUCCGCUGCAGCCAGGACUACUUCUCUUUAGACUGUGGUAUCACCGCCUUUGAACUGAGUGACUACAGCCCCAGUGACGAGCCAGAGGCCCGGGGAACUGAGCCAGGCGGCGAGGACCCCUUCCAGGAGCUCAGUCAAGCCCAAGGCCCAAAUCCGGAACCGGGGGCAGAGGAGAGUGAAGCAUCCCGCCUCUCAAACCACAAACUCCAUAACAGUUUACCUGAACUCACCACGCCCGGUGACUCAACAAACCACAACCAUUCUCCGUCAAUAUUACCCACAAUGCAAUGUGGCACGCCCAACCACAGUGAAAGUACAAAGCGCCCUCUGCAGGGUGUGAGCCACAGCACUGAAGUGUCGCCCACUCAGCCGUCACUUCCCAAGAGAGCCGCUCUGUUCUCAGACGGUGGAACCAGGCAGGAGGACUCAAGGGGAGGUCUGGGGAAAGUUAGCCUGCUCUCUGGGCUCCAGUUCCAGGCCGAGCUGAGUCAGAGCACCCCUUCUCUCAUGGAUGCUCCAGACCGCUCCAAGUUCUGGUUGGAGCUGGACACUGUUUAUCCAGAAAAUGUUUCACAGUCCUAUGAAAGUCUGCAGGUCAUGAAUGGGCGCAACCUGCAGAAAACCCAUGUGAGCUCCAGACAGGGAGGAUGCUCACAGGGCAGUGCACAGAGACCGCUGACUGACCCGAGGAGCCCAUUUGGGGCCAGACCAACCGCCAACACCCCCCUGCCUCUCCAAGACCCGGUGUCUCAGGAUGAAAUAUCAAAACAAAUGGAGCGGACGCAGAAGGAGACACAUGCGCACAGUGAGGGGGACUCUGACUCCUCGUUGCCCUCCCCCAUGAGGGAGCAGUUCCUCUUCUCGGACCUGGAGGCGUCCGGAGAGGAGUCAGACCUCCGACCGCCUCCCGGCAAGACGGCAGUCUGGAUCGUGAAGAGCCAGGCGCAGAAGGGGGCCCAGGUUUUAUCAAAAGCCAGCCCAGACAGGGAGCACUGGUAUGGGUCAGAAGAGUUCUUGGCACUUCCCGCUCAGCUCCGUAAGACGGAGAUGCUCACUAUGAAACUGGAAAGUCUGGCUCAGUCCAUCCCAGCGAGGCCCGGUGGCUGUGACUCUACCCAGGAGGCUCUGCAGGAUGUGGAUGACUGGGAUUUGACAGAGCUCAACCCAGACUGGGACGUAGGGGAGAGUGGGGACAACGUGAGCAGCAUAGGGGAGAGUGAGGACGACAUUCCUUCUUCUCUGCCACCGCUGCUUCCUUACAGACGAAACCUGGUCAGCCGCUUGAGCACCACCUCAUCCAGCGAUAUUGCUCCCUCAUUGGAUGAAAGCAUCGAGUCCGGUCCGUUAAGUGACCUGCAGUCUGAAGAGGAUGAGGGACGGAGGUCUGCAGACCGCCGCCUGCAGCUGACAGCGCCCUCGGUGGAUGUGCGUGGAGGUGCGAUCCUGGUGCACCAGCUACUGGAGGACAUUCAGAGUCAGGACAAAGACCCCAAUGUCUGGAAGAAGAUAGAGUGUUUUGUGCAGCAGUUGGACGGGUUCAUUUCGUGGCUGCAGGAGGCGCUGGACAGCACAGAAAACUGGACGCAGCCCCGACAGGAGCUGGAGAGCCUGAGGGUGUACCUGGACACACACCUGAGUUUCAAACUAAACGUGGACAGUCACAGCGCUCUGAAGGAGAGUGUAAUGGAGGAAGGCAGAGCACUGCUCUCUAUCAUCACCUCCCACCAAUCAGGUCUGAAGGAUAUCCUCCAUAUGGUUUCCAGCCAAUGGGAUCAGCUCCAGCGGCAAAUCCGGCGCCAACAUGGCUGGAUGCUCCGCGCCCUCCGCUGCAUCCAGGCCCACCUCCUCUACACCAGCCAAUCACACGAGCCCUUCACAGCCUCGGGAGAUGCGUCGGCCAAUCGGCAGGCUCCGUGCCCAGCGCACGGCCUCAAGGCUGAGCUGAUCUCCAGUCAGUGUGAAGCCCAGCGAGCUGCCCUGGAGCAGAUGGCCAUCAAACUGACUAGCCUGCAGUAUCCCUCCCCCGCCAGCAGGAGGCACUACAGCCAGCUGGCCAGGAACAACAGUCUGCAGGAGUUUGAGGCAGAGUACCAGGAGCUCUGGGAUUGGCUGACGGACAUGGACGCCAUGGUAACAGACGGUCACCAGCUGAUGAUGUCAGAGGAGCAGAGACAUCACCUCUUCAAGAGCAGCCACGCUGAGCUGAUGAUGAUGGAGAGCAGGAAGACCAGCCUGCUGGGCCGAGCAGAGUCUCUGAAGAGGAGCGGGACCGAACUACCCGGCAACUUCCACCGCAAAAUACACAACCUGACGCACACAUGGAGACAGCUGGAGAAAAUCCUCUCAGAGCAUUCAGGGCCCAGUUCUUCCCAGCAGAACCAGUCAGCCAACAUGAACUCUUUGCUGGUUGGUGGUCAAGGCGUUGCCAUGGAAAACCCUCGCUCAGCCCUCUCCCCGCUGACCAACUCGCUCCUGGAGCAGCUGGAGGCUCGUAUUAAAGAGCUGAAGGCGUGGCUGCGAGACACCGAGCUCCUUAUCUUCAACUCCUGCCUCAGACAGGACAAAGACGCCUCAGAGCAGCUCCAGAGCUUCAAGUCUCUGUGUUCGGAGGUGCUAGCCCGACGCCGAGGAGUCUCCUCUGUACUGAAACUCUGCCAGAAGCUGCUGCAACAGAGCCAGUCGGGCCCCAUGGCGGAGGUGGGCCCAGAGGCGGAGCAGCACCGGGAGGCCCUGCAGCUGCUGUCAAUCAACCUGGAGAGGAGGUGGGAGGCGAUCGUGAUGCAGGCACUGCAGUGGCAGAACAGACUGAAGAGAGAGCUGGGAGAGCAGCAGGUUCCUGGAAACUUCCUGGAACCGGGUCUAGUUGACCUCCACCAGAUCAGCCCAGUCCCAGCUGGUCCAGUGGCACCACCGCCAGAUGACUCCUGGGAAUGGGAUGAAACAGAUAUGACAAUCACAGAACCAGAGCCACAAAAAGUACCAGAACCCGACCUUACGCACAACCUCCCCAUAGAACCAAAUCUGCCUUCGGACAUUGUUCUAUCCAGUGAGAAUCAACCAGACAGGAUUCGAACCGAUGUCCCAGCCAGUCAGUGUCCUGAGAUGAUGUCCAGUAUGAGGAGUGGAUCCUCAUCAGAGGUUCAGCCCAGUGUGAUUUCCCAAACUCUUCCCCCUAACAAUAAUAACAUCUACCAGGUGUACAGCCUCCAUAAUGUCGAAUUAUACAGACAGCCUCAGUUUCCUCACACUUCCUCCUUGCUGCGCAAAACCAAAUCAGGAAAACGGAAACAGCACCUCCUGCUGAAGAGCCUGAGUAAGGACUCCUCGUUCUCCUCCAUCGAAUCCCUCCCAGACCUCCUGGGAGGUUUGAUGUCAAACAGCCGAGGAGGAGAUAGAGUCAUUGGAUACCGGGAUGGGGAGAGUGAGAGGGAGGGUGGCAGAGGAAGUGGCCAAUCGGUGAGCAGUCGACGGUCAGAGAGUGAGAGCGGGAUUGUGAGUGAUACAGGAGACAUAGAGACGACAACAACAAACUCUGAAAUCCAGGGAGAGGAAGAGGAUCCAGGGGAAGACGACGAGGAGGAAAAGGAGCAGAGGAAGGAUGAAACUGUAGAUGGGAGUAAUUUGGCUCUGCACAAAGACAAUGUUACUAGAUACAACCAAAAAACCAAGACAGAGGAGAAUAUGAAGGAGAAAGGAUGGAGGAGGGACGAAAUCAGAGGUGAAAGCAGAAGAAACAGAGAGGAGGAGAAAAGGAGAAGACACAGAAGGGGAGGAGGUGAGGCGGUUGAGAUCCUAAUCAACGGGCGUGGGAUCCUGACUCCUGCUGACUCUGACUCUGACUUUGAGGUGGUGGGACUCGGUGUAGACUCCUCCAAGCCCUUUAUAUCCCGCAGUGACUACACAGAGUUCAAAGUUGACCAGUUUAACGGUUUGGAGACUCCACCUGCUCUUAGCCGCCGGGCGUCGAGUCCAGUAUUAUCUCAGGGCUCCUCUCUGGAGUCCCUUCUGGCUCUGGGUGUGGAGUUAUUUCCCUCCAAAGACUUGCUACAUCGUAGCGCCUCUCUGGAGAGCUGCCUGGUCCCGUGUCGUAGCGCUGAAGAGGAUACCGGAGGCAGCCUGGCCAGCCUUGGGGAGCUGGACCUGGGGCAGAGCAGAGAGGUGGAUGGAGGUGAACCAGGAAAGGAGAAGAACAAUGAAAGUGUGCAAGGAGAACCGUCCUCUGGGGAGCUGAGCCGAAGAACUCUUGAUCUCCUGAAACGCCUGGAGAACAUCCAGAGUCCUCUGGCGUCGAAGAUGACCCGCAGUGUUUCUGACAUGGCGCUUCAGAGCUGCUCCCCGCAGCGGAGCAGACUCCCUGCCUCACCCUCUCUUGGUGGUCGACACGCCCCCCUUUCCGGGAUUUCAGGCUCUUCACGGAAAGGACCGCCAUCCCUGAUUAACGAGAGUUCAGCAACAGCAUCACUAACAGAGCUAAGUAGCACCGAGGACUCGUCUCUGGGGUCUGAAGAUUUCGUUGUGCUCAGAAAUCAACGCCACCUCUUCCUGGAUCCCACCAUCGCAGCCAAUGCCAACUCAAGCUGUUAUAGGAAACGUUGCCAUGGAAACAGCCAAGGAGGGCAAGGGAUGGAUGAAGCAGAUGCAGCAAGUUUGAGCCUGGUGGUGAAUGUCUCUUGUACGUCAGCAUGCACAGAUGAAGACGAGGACGACAGUGACCUUUUGUCUUCCUCCACACUCACGCUCACUGAGGAGGAGCUCGGUGUUAGGGAUGGAGAGGACCAAGAGGAGGAGAGGUUGAGCGGUGCCUCCUCUGGUAAUGAGGACGAUGAGGAUGAUGAAGAGGAGAUGGAGGGAUCUUACGUCCUGGGGCUGGAGUACAUGAAGAGGGAGCUGCAGAGUUGGAUCAGAUCUCCUCGAACCUUGUCUUCCUCCUCCUCUAAAACAGAGGCAGUUCUCCGGGAUGAGUUGCAGUGUGGAACCAACCUGUCCUCCAUCUUUACCUCCUCCUCUCAGAACAAGGAGCAGCACUGUUUUCUAAACCGCUCAGCUGAAUUAAUAGAAACCAACACUAAUAGUGGCAACAACAAAACAAAAAGAGAUAAGAAAGAACAGGAAGAAGAGGAGAAGAACCAGAGGAACGUAACAAGAAGCUACAUCAGCCAGUUUGUGGACGACGUAGAGAACGGAAAUCUUGACCAGAGCUGUUUAAAGGGGAAAGACGAGGACUACGAACUCCUCCGAGAGGAGUCAAGCGUGUUCACAAAGAAAGGAGAGUCACUGAGGGAGUCUUACGUGUUUGCCAAAACAGGAGAGUCAGUUCGGGAUGUUAGCGACUUCAUAGUGAAAACGGAAACAAACUCAACAAAACAGCUUUCUUCAUCACCAUCCUGUGAACUCCUCCCCUUCCCAUCCAAACGUGCUUCGUCUUUAGUGGGACAGCUGAGAGGGGAGUUGCCCUGUCACAGCUCCUCCCUCCCCUCACCUCCUUCCCUCUCGCCUGUUGAGGACUGCAGAUCCCACGAUGCCUUGCACAACAGCAGGCCGGCAGCCGGUGGACGGAAGGCCAUCACCAUUCAGGAAAAAUUCAAAUUCUCAUCUUUUGUGACAGAGGAGACAAGGAGGGAAGUUAGAGACAAAGAAUCGUCCCUGCCUCCCAAAAAAAGGCACAGUUCUCACUCCUCCUGCUGUAACCACCUUCCCUCCCCCUCUUCCCUCCAUCCAUGCAGUGUAGACGAGGGCAAGAAAGAGAAUGUGCAUGACUUUGUAAUGGAGAUUAUUGACAUGACCUCACUGGCACUGAAGAGCAAAGAGAAUCAGCCUGAAGAACUGAACCAGACCGAUAACAGUGGGUCCAUCCCAGACCAUGGCCCUGCAUCACUAGCACAGAUCAGAGACAAGGUCCUCGAACACUCCCACCGGCCUCUCCACCUUCGUAAGGGAGACUUCUACUCCUACUUGUCUCUCUCCUCCCAUGACAGCGACUGUGGCGAGGUCAGUCAGUGCUCCGAGGACAAGAGCUCCACUCCGGCGCCCUACAGCAUCCCGUCUUAUGUCACGCCGACGCAAGGCCUCCACAGCCCGAGCCCUGAGCUUUUUACAAGCACCGAACAGCAAAUAUCAACCUCAGACUUGGCUGAGUCUUCCAAACACUCCUCUCCUGGCCUUCACUCCAAGAAAAACUUCUGUGCUCUUGAUUUGAAGUCUACUGAUAGCCAAACUAACAGUGCUGCCAGUGGUAGCCACACUGAAGAACCGCUUAGCCCCUCUCUAUCCCUGCCUCCUAGCCCAGACAUCAGGGAUGAGGAGACCCUGUUUGCAGCCUGUACAGAGGAGGUUUACCUGGGCCCGCCUCUUUGCUACAGCAUGGUCCUCACCAAGAAACCACAAAGGUUUUUGUCCUCCCUGGACCCUGGCUAUGAACUGAACAACAGUGUAGCUUACUUGCCUUGUUCAAAACCAAUCGAUAGUCUUCAAUAUUUGUCUCAAGAGAGGUCCAGUUCCAAACCAGGUGAUAGUCUGAGCUACCUGUCUCCCUCAAAGGAAUCUGUGUUGGAUAGAAACCAGGAUCACCUGUAUUGCCAAGGAUCCAGUCCCACAGAGGAAACACAGAGCGCCUUCUCUCCUUUCCUGGAGCCUUGUUACAGCUCAUGCUCCACCUCCUCGCUCUCAAACAGCGUCUCCGCCUCUCUCCAGGGGCCUGGCUCCAAACCAGAAGAUGACAACCCUUCCUCUCCUGCUCCAGUGUCCUCUGGCGCUGAGGAAGAGAAGCGAGGUGAAGACCCGCACCUCCUCUGUGAUGUCGCUGGAGGAGAAGUCGCGGCCGCUGCGAGUGUCAGCGUGCCGCAGGAGGAGAGGAGUCGUAAUGAGGGGCCUCCUUAUCUUAAUCCCCGGGCGCGUGUCGCCCCGAUAGACUCCUUCGCAGCCGAAUGUUUGGCAGAUACUAAAAUGCUUGAAUCCAAUAUGGGCGCCGUAAUGACCAAGAUAAGUGUCUGCAGCUCCGCUACAAAUCCCUCAAAAGAGCCAGCCGCCACCGCCACGCGUAUUAAUCCCAAAAUUAACUGCUCUGCGAUGAGAGAGGCAGAUAGGGAGGAGGGGGAGAGGCGAGGAGAGGUGGAUACUCGGCGGGUGAAGCAGGAGGAGAAGGGGAGGAGAGGGCGGAGCGGCUCGCAGCAGGAAGCAAAGACAGCAGCGGAGAAGCAGGUGAGCUCUCAGUCAGCUGUCCAUCACAGAACAGCACCAGGGCGGAGCCAAGCCUCAGUGAGACCGCCCACCUCGAGGACAGUCAGUAGACUACCUGUGUUGGGAGCAGGAACCUCCAGGAUCCAGCUGUAAGGGAGCUCUCUCCAUCUCCUCCCUGCUGAGCUGAUCCCUCUCCUUGGCUUCUUCUUUCCGGCUGCCCCCUCUCUGCUCCUGGAGCCUCUCACCCCUCCGAGCUCCCAAAUCUCACUGCUGUAACUGAACGGAUCGUUAAGAAACUGGACUGAAAACUCCUCCAGCAGUUUCAGGGUUACCUCACAACUGAUUUAAACUUUAGAUCAGAUCGGAUAUUUUCACAGUAACAAUGAGUUUGAUUUCAGGGUUGAAUGUUUCUGAGUGAUUUAUGAAGCAGCUUUUAAGGUUUGGCUGAGCACAUAUGUAGAAUUUACAUCAAAAUACAGUUUUGAUGUGAUUAAGAAGAUUUAAGAGUUAAGAAGAAAAUAACGUAGUAACAUUACAUCCAACAACCAUUUAAAUCAGAUUAUCCAAUUGAAUUUUAGAAUUACAAAUGGGACAAUACAGUAUAUUGAGUUUAUGAUCCAACAGUUUCAGUAUGGAUAUAAAGCAGAUAAGCAGUGAAAUCCCAUGUUUCUGAAUCAUUAAGGCGAAUCUAUUAGUUUACAGCAGCUGUAGCUGUUUUUCCUAAACAUGAACAAACUCUCCUAACAAAAUGGCAACCCAGAAUCAACGUAAUCUUUUUAUUAAUUUGAUUUUUGAUUUUUUUUAGUGAUUUUUUUUUUUUAAGCAUGUUUUGGUGCGUCAUGGUUAGAGAGGUCAGACAAUGCCACUUGAACUUUUGAACUGUGCCAAUGCAGUGAUCCACACUCAUCUGGACAAAUAAAACACCAAGGAUCAUUAGUCAUCUGUAGAUGUGACUGAUGUAGAGAAAUGGUGUUGAACUGACCUGGGAUCAGCUGGAUUUUACAGGUUUGUUGUAUACACCCUGUUAUCUUAUACACACACUGUUAAAACUGUAUGCUGCAGUGUUGUAGCACAAGUAGCAUGUUACUUCCUAAAAAUAACACUUCUUCUGUCUAUAGAUGAUGUCAGUAUUCAUAAUCUGUCGCUGUGACUUGGUCAAACUCAGUAGAUCUAUUCACAGUUGUGUGGUAGUAGCUUGUCAUCCUGUAGUAUCCGCACCACACUGCAGCCUGUGAGUUAUCAAUGUUGUAUAACUCAGUAGAUAAACUGUAAUAUCGGCAUCGCACAACCACCGAGCCUCUAUAAUCUGAAAAAGUAAACUAAAUUUGUCAAAGCUAUUAUGAAGGAAUAUUUAAAGUGUAGGAAGAACUUGCUGUUAACAGAUAUGAAGAAAUCUAGUCAUGAUUUACAGAUGCAUUGUCUUUGUUGAGAGAUAUAAAAGAUUGUAGAAAUUGAGUUAGUGUUAAUAAAAGAUACAAAUAUUAAGACAUAUUAAAAGAUCCACGUUUGCAUUAGCAUAAUCAGCUUUGUUGACAUUUGAACUUGGCUGUGAUCAAAUACAAAUCUUUGCAAGAUACAAAGAGGUCAAUAAGCUGUAUUACACUGUAUUUAUGGAAGCUUAAACUUCAAAAAUUCAACUGUAUUAUCAUGACUGAAAAGCAAUACUGAGGAUUUGGGUUCAAAGGGUGGAAAAUCAUUACCAACUAUCAAACACACGCUGGUAGACUUUGAUUUAGUUGUGCACGUCUCAUUCAUUUCCAGACCGAACCGGAGUCAAGUUUUGACUGUGGAACCCAAAAAUGCCAAACUUUAAGCCUGCCUUCACCAGACAAACGACAGCAUCAGGUGUUUAUUUAAGGACCUAAUCGACCUAUUGUAGCUGUGUAAAUUAUAACUCUUGUCUGUCAGGAGCAAAGGUGGAACUAGCAUGUUGAUGUGAUAGAGGGGAAGGCUCGACACACAAUGUCAAGCUUCUGGUAAGGGCAUUAGAUCAGAAAACGUAUGGGUCUUUUCAAAGGCACUGACAAAGGACAUGUUCUGUCGUUUAGUUUGGAGAACACGUUGAAACCUUGGUUACUUUUUAAUGAUGAAAUUUAAGUGUUAUAGAAAUACCUUUACUAUACUUGAGCAUUGUAUUCCAUAUUUUUAAACUAAUUUUAACAUCUGAAGCUUUUUUUUUUUUUUUUUUUUUGCAGCUACAAGCUGUGUCCCAUUUUUCCAAAGCCUUCCAAGUCAGCUCUGCAUCCCUGAGACAGACAAGUAUCAGCAAGUUAUCAACCAUUCAAGUGCAUCUUCUUGGUGGUAAACUCAAAAAUGUCCAACUUUAUAAGUUGACGAGGACUACCUGAAUGUACCAUCAGAUUUGUGUAGAGGCAGGAAGUGGUGAUGACGAUGUGGUGAGUCCUCUGCAGACCAUCUCUUUUGGGGAAGGGCCUUCUGUUAGCCUUUUUCAGACGUUGUCUCCUUUGAAGUCAAGUCAACAGCGUCGUCCCUCUCCAAAGGCUCCUCCAAAUGUGGUUGAGAAGUGCAGCCUGAUAUGGUCUGAAUUUAGAGAACACAACUAUUUUUCCUCUGGGUCCCUGAGUGACAACAAUUCUCUGCAAGUAUUCACAGUCAGUUAAGUCGGCACAAUUGGUAUUUUCCAUUUUGUCGUUUAAGUGCAACUUUUUGGUGGUAAACUCAAAGGUUGCCAACUUUAUAAGUGGACGAGAACUACCUGAACGUACCGUGAGUUUUCUGUAGAGGCAGCGAGUGGGGAUAACGCUGUGGUGAAUCCUCUGUAGACCAUCUCAUUUGGGGAAGGGCAGGUUCAUCCUGCUAGCCUUCAGGUUCUUGUAGGCUGCGUCCUUUGAAGGAUGCAUCACCUUGAAAAGGGGCACAGAUACUUUUUGUGACGAACCAUUGUUGUGGGGUCCUGCUCGAUUCUAAAAACUGAUAAGAGAUUUGGUGAUUAUAGGAUAUACCGGCUGCUAUGGUGGUGGUAGAAGUCACUGUGCUCUGAAUCGAUGGAAAUAUUAUUCACACCCAUCAGGUCAAAUCUAUCUUUACUUGAGUACAUUCUGAACUAGCAGCAGCGGCAGCUGCGCCUGCAAACUGAGGGUUGAACCAGGUGUCCAAAAAUAAAAAAGUACAAAAACAAGACGAUAUUUUAUCUAUGCAACACGACCAAAGUUGGCGAAAGCUGAAGUGGUGUUGUUGUGUAGGCGUUAAGGUUUGAUGACUGUUGAUGGGGACGUGUGUUGUUAUUAAUACUGCUGUAUGUAUGUACACCACUACUGUACCAUGUAUUGUUUUUUCUUUUCUAGACAACUCCCGAAAUGAUGAUUAGCAGUGACGCUGGGGUUUGGGAUUGGCGUUGAGACAGGUGUGUGUAGGACAAAAUAGGGUUUGAGAUCUUUAAAAUAUAAUUGUGUGCCUUGCUCUACUGUUACUACUUCUACCUUUUUUGUUAAUUAAAACCACUGCUUUCCCAGUUAGGUGAUGAAAACAUGCAACAAAAAAAUAAAAUGAGAAACAAAAAACGUUUCAAGCAAGGUUCACGUUGAGCUUGUGUAUAUAUGUGGAGGUGUAAAACCUUGGUGUAAAAUGCAGAGGGAGGAAUGCUUCUUGUUUGUGUUUAUUUAACGCUGUAUGUGACCUGUGAUGUGGAAUAUCUUUAUUAUUAGUAUUGGCCAUAAAGAGCUUGACUGCAUGGUUCCUGCGAACUACAAUGUAAAACCAACUGUUGACAAAUAAACCUAAUUUAUUGGAAAAAACAAAAUUCA